AUGAGUUCUACCUCAGAUUCCCCCGUUAUCACUCCAUCUACUCCCUCUGAUCCACUUCCUUUACGCAGCUGCGACUUUUGCCGCCAGCGAAAAGUCAAAUGCGAUCGUCAGAAGCCUUGCUCCAACUGCCUCCGCGCGAAUAUCGGAUGCUCAUAUCCCGCUGGUCGUGGUAGAGCUGCUAAACGGUCUGCUCGAACGCUAGAUACGCGUCUUGUCGAUCGGCUUCAAAAACUGGAAAACAUCAUCAAGCAGCUUACCAGUCAAGUCGAUGGCACAACCAAUACUUCAAGGUCCAUUGAUAAUAUACGCAAAGUCGACAAUGGACCUUCCCAAGGGGCUGCUACCGAACACUCUCACAAGUCGGAUCGUUCAAGUCCAGAUGCUUCUAUCGACCAGCAACUGGGUCGCCUGAUGAUAGAUGAUAGCAAGAGCUACUACGUCAGUAACAUCUUGUGGGCCAAUCUUGGGAAUGAAAUCGAAGAACUACGCGACAUGCUACACGACCCUCUGUCUGAAGACGACGUCAGCAACCCUAUUGAUGUAUCUAAGCCCCUGCCUGAAGUGGCCUCACCUCUUGGAACAAGCGCUUCAGUUCUGGGGUUUCGAUCUCUCUGCCAUUCUCUUCUUCCCUAUCACCCACCUACGCACCUAUCUGUGACUCUCCUGAAUCUCUUCAUCGAGAAUGUUCUCCCACUGGUACACAUCUUUCAUAUGCCUACCACGGAGCAGUGGUUUUGGGAUUCCAUCGUCUCACUCGACACACUCGAUAGAAAUACGGAGGCUUUGCUGUUUGCUAUCUACUACUCGGCAGUUAUCAGCAUGAAUGAGGAUCAGUGCUUGGGUGUCCUUGGGGAGCCACGUUCUGGCUCGCUUGACAAGUUCCGCUUUGCAGUUGAGCAAGCUAUGGCCCGCGCGAACUUGUUGAACACGCAAAGUCUCAUUCUCCUACAAGCUGCUGUUCUAUUCCUAUCAGGGUUACGAAACGAAGAUGAUUCCAGAACGACAUGGUCCUUGACUUCACUCAUCUUUCACAUCGCCCAAUCUAUGGGUCUACACCGCGACGGAACAACCUUUGGUCUCAAGCCAUUCGAUACCGAACUACGGCGACGGCUAUGGUGGCAUAUAUGUCUACUAGACAUGCGCUCCUCUGAGUUUCACGGCUAUGAACCUAUAGUUUGCGGGGACAUGUUUGACACAAAGCUUCCUCUCAACAUCAAUGAUAACGAUAUCACUCCCCAUAUGAUGGAAGCCCCUAUAGAACAUGCAGGACAUACCGAAAUGACCUUCUGUCUCAUCCGUUGCGAGGUGAUGAGAGCUGGUUGGAGAGUGGGAUAUGCGUCUCCAACGCCGAACUCUACAACAGGUGCAACGCUAGAGGUUCGUGAAGCAGUGGUUCAAGAUCUUAAGGAUCGAUUGGAAGAGCGGUAUCUACGCUAUUGCGAUGACUCUGCACCCUUCAUGUUGUUCACAUCCACGGUCGCGCGUCUAAUCAUUGCACGGACCUGGCUUGUUGUGCACUAUCCCGGCAAGCAGAAGGAAGAUUGCGGUUCAGCAAUGAGCGAGCCAGCUCGGGAUCGCUUGUUUGCAACUUCGAUGGAGAUUCUUGGGCUCUCUACCGUUAUCUUGACAAACAGUAGUAUCUCAAAGUGGACGUGGCACUCUAAAACUCACAUUCAGUGGCACGCGGUCAUCUUCGUUCUCUCUGAGAUCUGCUCUCGUCCAGCUUCGACGGAAUGCGAUCGAGCAUGGGAGUUUAUCAACACGGUUCGUAAUCGCUGGAAUAUGAACGAGAGUGGUAAGAGGGGCAAUCUGUGGAGGCCGAUUCAAAGACUUAUGGUCAAGGCUCGUUAUGUACGGGAGAUGCAACAGCUGGAUCCGGGCUUUUGUCUUGCUGGAAGGUCUGGACCGGUAUUAACAGAUACUACUUUAACGCCAGCUGCAGGAAUCAAUCAGGCUAUCCCGAAUGUAUACAUGCCUGGUGUUGCAAGUCCAAAUGAGUACAUAGACUGGAUGCUUGGAGAUCUCGGAAUAGACCUGUAUGGUGGAAUGAUAGACAGGCCCAGCUGGGGCUAA
Molecule: messenger RNA, 2073 nt
Organism: Fusarium redolens
Lineage: Eukaryota; Fungi; Ascomycota; Sordariomycetes; Hypocreales; Nectriaceae
Exons: 2
Coding region: 1-2073 (690 amino acids)
Biological process (GO): regulation of DNA-templated transcription; DNA-templated transcription
Molecular function (GO): DNA-binding transcription factor activity, RNA polymerase II-specific; DNA binding; zinc ion binding
Source: RefSeq, a predicted model, not a curated record